Debaryomyces hansenii CBS767 is the source of this 1989-nucleotide messenger RNA. Its product is annotated as DEHA2C10340p. Gene Ontology annotation, molecular function: ATP binding; protein kinase activity. The record is from RefSeq and is a predicted model, not a curated record. Gene Ontology annotation, biological process: protein phosphorylation. The transcript has a single exon. Bases 1 to 1989 code for a protein of 662 amino acids. Lineage: Eukaryota; Fungi; Ascomycota; Pichiomycetes; Serinales; Debaryomycetaceae.
AUGACGGAAGCUUCCAGAGAUAUAAUUUCACAUCAUCCAUUGCAUCUUGCAAUGUGUAAAUGCAUUGAGGAUGAAUUAGAGAUGUACGAUUAUCAUGAUUUUUAUCCAGGUUGGGGAGUGAUGACAAUGAAUUAUCGAAUUCUAAUUCAGGAAUUGUUUAAGGUAGAGAACUGUGAAGUAGCGAGUUUCAUUAGAGAAAUUCGAGACCAAUAUCUGGAUUUUUUAACACACUUUAAGAGAAACUACCUACAACAAGUUAAGAGGCUAUUCAGGUUCAUUUUAUCUCUUCCAAUGUGUGAAUAUGAAAUAGAAAAUAUUGGCAGAUAUUCAAGUAGUAAUAACAAGGGGAGCUCAAAUAAAUACAGUAAACAAUUUCCGGAUUUUAAAUGUGAUGACGGUUAUUUAAAAGAGUUGGAGAUGGACGAAGUAGCUCACAUUGUAAGGGAAAUCUUUAGUCGAACUGACAAUAGGCGAUUGGGGAAAACUUUAAUAGAAUUUGCAUUCCGUAAACAUGAAUUGAUUCCUCGCAUUGGAACUCUAGAAGGUCAAUAUAAACUAAUGUUUCACAAUUAUUUGAUUCGGCCCAUAUGCUCAAUGUUGGAGGAUGCGUUAAAUAUCGAGACGAAAGUUGAAACAGAACGACCAGCUGCAUGGAGACGAGUGGUACCCGUUGGAGUACAUUUACUGACUCGAACAGACAUAGUUAUCAGUAAAGGGAACCUAGUGUAUUGUGUUAUAGAAACGAAAAGAUAUCCGCUAUUGCCCAAAUAUAAUGGCAAUCCAUUAGAUGGUAUAAGAAGCCUUUUUUCAGACCAGGAAAAAAUAACGAAGCAGCUCAUAUGCGAGAUGCUUUAUUUCAAGACGGACAAGGGUAUUCUCACAGAUUCAUAUACGUCUGUAUUCGUUGAACUAGACCUUGAUUCCUUUGAACGCAAUGUCCAUAAUCUGAGAGAUGUAAAAACUGACAAUGAGUCAAAGAUAAUUCCGAUCAGGUACAUGAUUCGGGACUGCCACUCAGCUAAACCUACGUUACGAGAAUCAUUAUUGUCGUUCAUCUAUAAUUCAGUAGAAGAAGAUUCGCAAAUGGUAAUCAAGCAAGAAAGGGUCCACCGGUUGGAAGAGCAUCUAAAGCUAUCAGGAAAGACAUUGAUGAAAGCCGUUUCUAGUGAUGACAGUGAUGAUCAGUCUGAGGGCUCUGGAAGUCGACCCGGUACAAGAGAUACAGACAUGUCCACUUUAAAUCAGUCUGAAGGCUCUGGAAGUCGACCCAGUACAAGAGGUACGAAUGUGUCCACAAUGGAAGAUAUUUCUGAAGAUAUAGGAGAGGAGGGAGAAGAUAUGGAUGAUGAGAUAUCUAUUGAUAUACCUAGUAAUAACAAUAACCUAUACGUACAGUAUGGAGGUGAUUUUAACACACAAUUGAUUAAGCUAGAACCUAUUUACUUCAAGAAGUCCUUACUAGAACUGGUGGAUGCUAACGAAGUUGUAGUUGCAAAGGUCUAUGAUCCACGAAACAUGAACAGAGAUCAACAUAAAAUCUCUACUUCUGAACAAAGGAGAUAUAUAUGUGAUGAAUGGCAUAAUACCGAAAAAGUAUGCUAUUCGAUCUUAUCCAAGGACACUGAGUUCAAUAGUUGUUAUGUUCGUCAAAAGUUUGGUAAAAUCAUUAUUACAAUUGAAAAGCUGUAUGUUGCAAAAGGAUAUUUCAACUUAUUCAGAUACAUUGAGAAGGUUCCGUUGCCAAAGGACCGGGAGACAUAUGAGAAAGCCAAGAAACAAUUGGAAAUAAUUCACCGGAAUGGAAUCGUGCACAGAGAUAUCAGAGAAGACAAUCUUCUCUAUACAAAACAAGGGUUAGUCUACAUCGUUGACUUCACACAUGCAAAGGCCAAAGUCAAUAUUUAUGAUAAUGGGCUGGAGCACGAUGAUUUUGAUAAGCUAAAAAGCGUGUUUCCAGGAUUUGCAUUAUCUGAAAUGGAACCUCUGUAA